Molecule: messenger RNA, 1644 nt
Organism: Ilex paraguariensis (yerba mate)
Lineage: Eukaryota; Viridiplantae; Streptophyta; Magnoliopsida; Aquifoliales; Aquifoliaceae
Source: the annotation of a GenBank genome assembly
AUGCUGAUGCAGCCACCACGCCGGAAAACGUCACUGUUCUUUACAGGAAAAUUCACAAUGAAGCACGCCGGCGGUGGCCGCAAAAACAAUAACCUCUCGGUCUUCGUUGUGGUCUUCUCUAUCUUCCUCUUUGGAUGCUUCAUGUACAAUGAAGACGUGAAGUCCAUCGCGGAGUUUCCAUUUUCGAGUCCCAACAUUCAAGAAACCCAAAAAGAAUCAUCCAAAAUACACAACCUAGUUCAAGAAACUAACAAGAAAGCCGAGAAAGACACAGUUCCAGUGUUGAUGCGUUCAAGAACUAUAGUGGAGACAGAAGUAGAGAAUUCUCAUAAUAAACAAGAAGCAGUGGGUUUGAAAACAGAAGUAGAGGAUUCUGAAGAACAACAAGAAGUUGUUAGAUUGAAGAUAGAUGUAGAGGAUUCUGAACAAAAACAAGAAGGUGUGAAUUUGAAAUCCACGGAAACGAAAGAAGAAGAAGAGGAAGAAUUAGAUGAUAGGAAAAUUAAAUUACCAGGUGAAGAAGAAGAAGAUGAUGAAGAGAUUGAAUUUCCUCCUGAAGAUUGUGAUCUCUAUACAGGACAAUGGGUUUUUGAUAAUAUCACUCAUCCAUUGUACAAGGAAGAAGAAUGUGAGUUUCUCACAGAACAAGUGACUUGCAUGAGGAAUGGAAGAAAGGAUUCACUUUACCAGAACUGGAGGUGGCAACCCAGAGAUUGUUCAAUGCCCAAGUUCAAACCAAAAUUGUUGUUUGAGAAGCUGAGGAACAAGAGGCUUAUGUUUGUUGGGGACUCGUUGAAUCGGAACCAGUGGGAGUCUAUGGUUUGUUUUGUUCAAUCCGUCGUUCCCCCGGGCAAGAAGAGCUUGAACAAGACUGGUUCUCGAAAUAUUUUCAGAAUUGAGGAUUAUAAUGCCACAGUGGAGUUUUACUGGGCCCCAUUUUUGGUGGAGUCCAAUUCCGACGAUCCUAAAAUGCACAGCAUAUUGAACCGUAUCAUCAUGCCCAAAUCAAUCAAAAAACAUGGCAUUAACUGGAAGAAUGUGGACUACCUCAUCUUCAACACAUAUAUAUGGUGGAUGAACACUUUCACCAUGAAAGUUUUACGAGGAUCGUUUGAUCAUGGUGACACAGAGUACGAUGAGGUCGAUAGGCCGGUUGCAUAUGGGAGAGUAUUGAGGACAUGGGCCAAGUGGGUGGACAAAAAUGUGGAUCCCAAUCGUACCACAGUCUUCUUCGUGAGCAUGUCUCCUCUUCAUAUCAAGAGCUUGGACUGGGAAAACCCUGAUGGCAUCAAAUGUGCAAAAGAGACUACCCCAAUUCUUAACAUGUCCAUGCCAUUAAACGUGGGCACAGACCGUCGACUCAAUGCAGCCAAUUUGAUUAAAUCAAUGAAGGUGCCCGUCCACUUCAUCAACAUAACCACCCUCUCUGAGUACCGGAAAGAUGCACAUACCUCGGUCUACACCAUCCGACAGGGCAAGCUGCUCACCGAUGAGCAGAAGGCUGACCCGGUCAAUUUUGCUGAUUGUAUACAUUGGUGUCUUCCAGGCUUACCCGAUAUGUGGAACGAAUUCCUCUACACUCGUAUAAUUUCUCGCUCUUGACACAAAAACUCCAUGGCAGUCCCAUCAAUUUUUUUUCUUGCC